This is a messenger RNA of Physcomitrium patens, 3013 nucleotides long. Lineage: Eukaryota; Viridiplantae; Streptophyta; Bryopsida; Funariales; Funariaceae. The record is from RefSeq and is a predicted model, not a curated record.
GGGUGGUGGUGGUGGUAGUGGUCGUGUUAGCGGUGUUUUUCUUCUUCAGGGUUGGUGCAUGCUGGAGUUUUUGAGGUUGGAUUGAGCGGUGGUGAGUAGUGUGGAGAGAAAGUCGCUUUUUUGGGCGUUAUUUCUGGUCUGAAUUCAGGACUGGUUUGGGUCGGGCGCUUCUCUCCUGCUGUUCUCAGGCGACUGGCGUGAUUGCAUAGUGUCGUGAACAGUACUUUUCGUCCGUUUCUGCUGAGAGGUAUGAAUUGCGUUCCGGGUAUUUGAUCGGUUCAGGGAGAGCAAUAUUUACUUUGUUGAUUCUGGCGAAAGCUGGGCUGGAUGGCACUGUGAUUGGAUUUCAGGAUGGAUUCAAGAGAAUGUAGUCGUAGAAAUUGUGUAGUUGAAUUGUGUGGCAGUGUAAUCAAUGUACCAGGACGGUUUGAGGUUAUUCGACUGGUUUCUUGAGGUCGGAAUGUUGAGAAUGAGCUCGUUUCGGUUUGGUUACAGCGUAGAUAGUGUUCGAAUUGUGUCAUAAGCUGUUAUUUUCUGAAAGUAUUAGGUCGCGUGGCUGGAAAAACAGUCUAAAAUAAUGGUUGAUAUUAGUUCAAGAAGUUUCAGGGCGUGUGAGUGAAUGUGCACUGUUUCUUGCCUACUUCAAAGUGGUGAGGUUCUUGAAGGCCACAUUGCAAGAUCAUGACUUUACCUUCGGGUCUGAAUCAGACACAUAUGACGGGGGUGGUUCUAGCAAUUGGAGCGGCAAAUAGUAUUUGCCAGAACCAGCUCGUACUGGGUCAUUGGUGUACCCCGUCACGAUUCCAGUGGCGGCUUGAAACAAGAAGCCGCGUGUGCAGGCUCUCUUCUUGAGGGAGCUUGUUCGACAUGGGCAAAAUAGUACCCUUCAAUGGUGUACGAGAGGACCUCAGAGGACGCCUUGCCUGCUAUAAGGAUGACUGGACUGGUGGCUUCAAUUCUACGUACAGGAUUCUUGCUGCCACAGCAUACAUAUUUUUCGCUUCGGCCUUACCGGUGAUUGCCUUUGGAGAGCAGCUCGGCAGGGAUACGGAGGGGGUUAUUACGGCUGUACAAACCUUAUCAUCAACAACGAUUUGUGGCAUAAUUCAGGCCAUUGUUGGCGGCCAACCACUUCUUAUUGUUGGAGUAUCGGAGCCAACCUCUUUGGUAUACACAUUCAUGUAUGAUUUUGCGAAGAACAGGCCUGAAAUUGGCGCUCGAUUUUUCUUGGGCUGGGCGGCUUGGGUCUGUGUAUGGUCGGCCUUUAUGCUGGCCGCUCUCGCUAUCCUUGGAGCAUGUAAUUUCAUCAACAGAUUCACCAGGGUUGCUGGGGAGCUUUUUGGGUUGCUUAUUGCUGUGCUCUUUGUGCAGCAGGCUGUGAAGGGAGCGGUGAACGAAUUUCGUAUUUCCAAGUUCGUGAAUGCAACUGAGGAGCAAUUCCAGUCUUCGUGGCGCUUUGGCAAUGGCAUGUUUGGGUUGAUCCUUACCUUUGGGCUUCUUUGGACGGCCAUAAAAAGUAGGAAUGCAAGGUCCUGGAAUUUUGGCCCAGGCUUCUUCAGAAGAUUUAUUGCAAAUUAUGGAGUUCCAAUCCUGGUGAUUGUAUGGAGUGCCGUCUCGUAUGCACGAGUAGGAUCUGUUCCAGCAGGUAUUCCAAGGCGUUUGACCAGCCCAAAUCCAUGGAAGUCACCAAUAGCAACAACGCACUGGGAUGUGGUUGCGGACAUGAACGAUAUUCCAGGAGUUUAUAUUGCGGCAGCCAUUGUACCGGCCUUGAUGAUUGUCAUUCUCUAUUAUUUCGAUCAUUGUGUGUCCGCUCAGCUGGCUCAACAACCCGAGUUUAAUUUACGAAAACCAUUUUCCUAUCAUUACGAUCUGCUACUCCUAGGGUUCACGGUACUUUUGUGCGGAUUGCUGGGUCUGCCACCAUCUCAUGGAGUUCUUCCUCAAUCGCCCAUGCAUACUCGUGCGCUUGCUUCGUUGAAGAAAGAGCUCGUCCGCAGCAAGCUAAUAAAACGAGCAAAAAUAAGUCUAGCACAUAAUCCAUCGGGAGAAAAGCUUCAGGAUGACUUGCACGAUGGAUAUAGACAAACUGAGACGCCACUUUCAUCUCCAUGUGCUCCUCGGGCCACGAAAGAGCUUCACAUCAACAUAACUUCCAGUGAUCCUGGGAGCCCCAUGAACAAGGUGAACUUUGACCCCGAAAAGGAUGUUGAUCCCCUUCUUCCUGUCGAAGUAAAAGAGCAACGGCUAAGCAACUUGUUGCAAUCGCUGUUGGUUGCCGCAUGCAUUGGUGCGAUGCCUGCGUUGAAGAAGAUCCCGUCCUCAGUGUUGUGGGGCUACUUUGCUUACAUGGCCAUUGAAAGUCUUCCAGGAAACCAGUUCUGGGGAAGAAUUUGUCUACUCUUCAGCUCCUCCGCUAAGCGGUAUAAGGCUUUGGAGACUACUCAUCCAAUGUUUAUGCAUACGGUGCCUUUCAAAGUGACAGCUACCUUCACGAUUUUCCAACUAGUUUAUAUGAUAUGCUGCUACGGCAUCACAUGGAUUCCAAUCGGUGGAGUUCUGUUUCCAGUCCUGAUCAUGCUUCUGAUCCCUGUACGCCAGUUUGUGCUACCUCGCUUUUUUAAGAGGGAGUACUUGCAGCAGCUCGAUUCUGCAGAAUACGAAGAGGUGGCACCACUUCCUCAAAGCUUGGCCUUGAAAGAAGCUGAAGCCCAAGGCCUUUCUGUGGGAUCGGACACAUCUGAUGACGCGUCCUUGGAUCAUUUCGCUACUGCGGCUCGUGGAGAAAUCAAACACCCUCUCCCACUUCCUCUGCACAAUCACUUCGGUAUUCCUACCUCAUCUACAGAGUUCAAUAGUAUGCAAUUCAGAGAAAUUGCAGAAGUUAUUGUGGGUUACCACUUGACCAUCUUAGUUAGUUGAUGGAUUCGGCUCACUAUUUUGAAUGGCGAUUCUCUGUGUAAGGAGUAUGUGAACGCAGGCUUGCAGCUGAUAUAAUUCUAUUGUUGGUUGA